Medicago truncatula (barrel medic) is the source of this 3533-nucleotide messenger RNA. RefSeq names its product probable LRR receptor-like serine/threonine-protein kinase RFK1. The transcript has 24 exons. Gene Ontology annotation, molecular function: protein serine/threonine kinase activity; protein binding; ATP binding. The record is from RefSeq and is a predicted model, not a curated record. Gene Ontology annotation, biological process: protein phosphorylation. Lineage: Eukaryota; Viridiplantae; Streptophyta; Magnoliopsida; Fabales; Fabaceae. The coding region runs from base 59 to 3199 and encodes 1046 amino acids.
UCUGAGUGCUUUUAGUUGUCCACCAUUGAAAAUUUAGUGGAAAAAAGUACAACAGUACAUGCAUAUACUCUCUAUCAUCUUGCCAAUUUUAUCAGCUCAUAUCCAAAAUGAUGAAGUUUUUUUGAAGACAAAACAGCCAAACAUAGGAUUCUGUGUGCUGGUUCUGUCUUUGAGGAUGCUAUCUAAGAUUUUCUUCGCUUUCUCAAUCAUUGCAUUUAUUUGUUUCUGUUCCUUGGAUUAUGCAGAAUCUAAACUUCCUCAGCAAGAGAUUGAUGCUCUUGAAGAAAUAACUAGGACAAUGGGUUCAAACUAUUGGAAAUUUGAUGGUGAUUCAUGCGAAAUUAAAAUGCUUGGUUUAACACAAGAGCCACCUGAAGGAUCUCAAAGCAGCAUUGGUUGUGAUUGCUCUUCUGAAAAUGACACAUUUUGUCACGUAGUAAGGAUAUCAUUCAAGGAGUACAACCUUCCCGGCACGCUUCCACCUCAACUGGUUAAACUUCCAUACCUCAAAGAAGUUGAUUUUGCGUUAAACUACCUAAAUGGUACAAUCCCGAAGGAAUGGGCUUCAACCGAACUAACUUCAAUCUCGCUAUUUGUUAAUCGUUUAUCAGGGGAGAUUCCUAAGGAAUUGGGAAAUAUUACCACUCUAAGAUACCUGAACCUUGAAGCAAACCAAUUUUCUGGUCUUGUUCCCUCUGAACUUGGAGUUCUAUUUAACCUGCAGACUUUGAUUUUAUCAUCCAAUCAAUUGUCUGGGAACUUACCAGGGACAUUUGCUCAGUUACAGAGUUUGAUAGAUUUUAGGAUAAGUGAUAAUAGUUUCAAUGGAAAAAUACCUAGCUUCAUACAGAAUUGGAAACAACUUCAAAGAUUAGAAAUGCUUGGAAGUGGAUUGGAGGGACCUAUUCCAUCAAAUAUAUCUCUUUUGUCUAAUGUAUCUCAACUGAAGAUUAGCGACAUAAAUGGUCCAAGUCAGAAUUUUCCUAUUUUAAGCAACAUGACUGGAAUGAUAAGAUUGAUUUUGAGGAAUUGCAAUAUCACUGGAGAGGUUCCUAGCUAUUUCUGGACAAUGAAGCAAUUGGGAAUGUUGGAUCUCAGUUUCAAUAACUUGUUUGGGGAAAUACCAGCAAUUGUACAUGUGGGACAUUUGAGAUUUCUCUUCCUAACUGGCAACAAGCUAAGUGGUAAUGUAGCCGACUCAAUCUUGAUGUCUGGAAGCAAUGUUGAUCUUUCUUACAACAACUUUACAUAUCAAGGACCUGGGAAAUCUGCAUGUGGAGACUACCUGAACUUAAACCUAAACUUGUUCCGGAGCUCCUUAGGGACCAAUGCAUUACAGGGGAUGCUUCCAUGUUCAAAUAAUUUCAAAUGUCCUAGAUAUUCAAGUUGUUUGCAUGUUAAUUGUGGUGGAAAGGAUAUACAGGUGAAGGAAAAUGGUGAAAAUAUCCUCUAUAUUGGAGAUGGAGAUGUGGUCGGUGGUGCUGCUAAAUAUUACGAUGAUUCUGAAAAUCACUGGGGGUUUAGUAGUACUGGAGACUUCAUGGAUGAUGGUGAUUAUCAAAAUACACGUUACUCCAGAUCUCUGUCAUCUUCAAAUAUGCCGGAAUUAUAUACAACGGCUCGUGCCUCUCCCAUUUCACUUACUUAUUUUCACUAUUGCUUGGAAAAUGGGAAAUAUACUGUGCGCCUCCACUUUGCAGAAAUACAAUUUACAAAUGAUAGGACAUAUAAAAGCCUUGGGAAGCGCUUAUUUGAUAUCUAUAUUCAGGGAAGAUUGGUUCAGAAGGAUUAUAAUAUUGAAAAUGAAUCACACCUUGCUCAAAAACCGCGUAUAUUAUCAGUAUAUAAUGUGACUGUUACAGACGGUAUUCUGGAGAUUCGAUUAUACUGGGCUGGCAAGGGGACUACAAGGAUUCCUGUUAGUGGAGUUUAUGGUCCCCUUAUAUCGGCUUUCUCUAUUGUUUCUGAUUCUAAACAUUGUUCAGAUCAAAAAAAUGGAAGGCAUAAAAUUGUUGUUGGAGUAGGAUUUGGAGUUACAGCUCUGUGCUUAGUCCUUAUUGUGGUAGGCAUUUUGUGGAGGAAAGGCUACACCAAAGGAAUAAUUAGAAGACAAAAAGUUAUUAAAGGGCAAGAUUUUCAGAUGAGAACAUUUACUUUAAAACAAAUUAGAGCCGCCACGGAUGGAUUCAGUCCUGCUAAUAAGGUUGGGGAAGGUGGUUUUGGUUCUGUCUACAAGGGUCAACUAUAUGAUGGUACAUGGGUAGCAGUCAAACAACUCUCCUCGAAGUCCCGGCAGGGAAACCGUGAAUUUUUAAACGAGAUAGGCAUGAUAUCUUGUUUACAACAUCCUAAUCUUGUGAAACUUCAUGGAUGCUGCAUUGAAGGGGAUCAAUUAAUAUUGGUGUAUGAGUACAUGGAAAAUAAUAGCCUGGCCCGUGCUUUAUUCCAAAAUCAGCUUAAACUUGACUGGUCAUCAAGGCUUAGGAUCUGCAUUGGCAUAGCAAAAGGUCUUUCAUUUCUUCACGAAGAAUCGAGACUCAAGAUUGUUCAUCGAGAUAUCAAAGCUAAUAACGUGUUACUGGAUGGGAAUUUAAAUCCUAAAAUAUCUGAUUUUGGGUUGGCGAGGCUUGAUGAAGAGGAAAAGACCCAUAUCACCACACGAGUGGCGGGAACAAUAGGAUAUAUGGCUCCGGAAUAUGCUUUAUGGGGUUACUUGAGUUACAAGGUUGAUGUUUAUAGUUUUGGAGUCGUGGUCUUGGAAACUGUUAGUGGAAAGAGUAACAAUAAUUACAUGCCAAGUGAUAAUUGUGUUUGCCUUUUAGAUAAGGCAUUAUAUCUGGAUCGGACUGAAAACUUUAUGCAACUGGUUGAUGAGAGAUUAGGGUCAGAGGUAAACCCAACUGAAACAAAAAAUGUAGUGAGAGUAGCUCUCUUAUGUACGAAUCCAUCACCAUCACUUAGGCCUACUAUGUCUGAGGUUGUAAACAUGCUUGAAGGAAGAAUGAGCAUUCCAGAUGUUAUCCCAGAAGGUAAUACUUUCUGUGAAGAUUUAAGGUUUAAAUCCAUGAGGGACAUCCAUCAAAACAAGGAAGGUCAUAGUGUAAGCACAAGCCAAACAGACGGCUCAACAGGAGUGCGUACAUAUAGCACUCCCUCAACAUUUGGCAAUGACAUUCAUGAGAUAUCCUCUGAACCAUAAUACGACAUGGUGAUUCUUAUUCUUUCAGAAAUCCAAACCAUAAAAUGAUAAAUAUUUUGGUAGAUUGUAGAUUUAGCUUCAUUUUUAACACUUCAUUUGCAUAUGAUAUGAUAGUUCACAGCUAGACUCUAAUGUAAAUUUCUAAUUAUCCUUGUAUGGGGAGUACAGCAGUACAAGGUUAUUUUUUUUGUAUUCAAUUGUAGGUGUUUGAGGGGGCUUAAGGCCUCACAUUCACUGUAUAGGUUUGUAAAAACAAUGUGCAAGCGACUCUCUCUUAGACUCCCAAGUGAUUGCGAAUAUGAAUUUUUGGUUGAAAAUAUCCUAUUCAUCUUUA